CUAAUCAGAUUAGACAAUUAUCAAAGACAAAUGGUUAAACACGCUGCAUUACAGUUGACCACAGAGAAUUGAAUUGAAUUGAAUUAAUGCGCAAGAAAAAAAGGUAACAAAGUGAGAGAAGGCAUCCUUUUCUUUCCUUAAUAAUCCUUAUAUGGUGGCCAAGUUUGAAUAUUAAGCUAACUUCUUUUCUUUCUAUCUAUCUACCCUCACACAACACGGUCUCUUUCUCUCUUUCAUCUUCAUUCAUCUGCUUGUUUUCUUCUUUAUUUAGAGAUACCCCUCCUUCUAAUCCAUGCAAUCAUCAAUAUUCUCUUUGUUGUACAACAAACAAAUUAAAAUAGCUCCCUUGCAGUAGCAACAACAACAUAGCUUUCUUUUACUAUAUCACCCUUCUAUUUUUUGUUCUUUUCUUCUUCCUUGUUGGGACUUAAUGGUGCAAAUACAAUCCAAUAGUUCUUUCAGAGAAUCUCUCAAGGCUCUUGAAGAUGAUAUCCAACAUGCCAACACACUGGCAUCAGCACUCCCUAGAGAUUAUAAUGGGAGCUAUAUCCAAAUGAAAUUAUGUUACAGCCCUUUUGCUCCUCUUUUCUUGUCAUUGAUUGAGUGGUUGGAUUUUAGUUGCACAGAUGAUAUUCCCCAUUGUUUGGGAUUACUCCACAUUCUUAUAUCCAAUGUAUACAUUGAUGGAAUGCCAUCUAUUUCCUCAAAAGAAAGGAUAGCCUCUCUAAGAGAAUUCUAUGCUGUAAUAUACCCUUCGCUCCGAUUACUCGAAGGCGAGUUCAAUGUGUCCAGAAUCAGAGACCACAGAAGCAAUUGCAGCCAAAUUGUGAGCAGAAAAAGGCUUGAAAAGUUUCUUGAUGAAGACCAAGAGGGAGAUGAUGAAUGUGACAUAUGCAUGGAGAAGAGCAGGAAGAUGGUGCUUCCUAAUUGUGUGCAUUCCUUGUGCAUUAGCUGCUUCCAUGAUUGGUAUUUGAGAUCAGAAUCAUGUCCAUUUUGCCGUGGAAGCCUCAAAAGGGUUAGUUCUACAGAUUUAUGGGAGGUUAUUGGAGACAGUGAUGUAAUUGACCGAGCUACACUUGCAAUGGAUAAUAUAAGACGUUUCUACCUUUUCAUGGAAACUUUGACACUUAAUAUCCCUGAUGCACAUGUCUAUGCAUUUAACUACAUGUUAUGAAUUGAUUUGAAUUCAAUGUAAAUUGGAAGAUGAUUACUACUUGUAAGAAAAUUUUGAAACUUGUGUAAUCUGUAAUGAACAUGUUGAAGUGCCCUUCUCAAUUGUGAAUUGUAUAUAGAUGUAAUUAAUCAAAACAAAUCAAGUGCUGAUAAGCCUAAGAUUGUUGUUGUCAA
This is a messenger RNA of Arachis duranensis, 1347 nucleotides long. Its product is annotated as E3 ubiquitin-protein ligase AIRP2. The record is from RefSeq and is a predicted model, not a curated record. Gene Ontology annotation, biological process: protein ubiquitination. Lineage: Eukaryota; Viridiplantae; Streptophyta; Magnoliopsida; Fabales; Fabaceae. The transcript is spliced from 5 exons. The coding region runs from base 431 to 1174 and encodes 247 amino acids. Gene Ontology annotation, molecular function: ubiquitin protein ligase activity.